AUAGCGCGACAGACAGACCUCCAUAUCGCUGUCGCGCGGUUCGUCGCCGUCUCUCGACGACCGCCCGCCUCCGCCGACGACGCGCGGUUCCGGCGAACACCAUUCUUGGUUGGUUGUGAGCGGUUGGCCGAAGCAGCCCUCACGCCGCCCCGCUGAAUUUCCCCGUCUCGCACGACCAACCAGCACCAGCCCCCAUGUCUCGCCUCUACUCGACCGCUCCGACGGCCGUCUUCCUCCGCCGCUCCUCCUCCACCUCCACCUCGCCGCCCUCACUCCGUGCUCCUGGUGUCUCCCUCGCCACCGCCACGGAGCGCGUACGCUCUGGGACGUUCAGCUCUGAGGACGCACACGUCCUGUUCGACGAAUUGCUGCUGCAGGCCACUCCAGUCCCGGAGCGCGCCCUCAACGGCUUUCUCGCCGCCCUAACCCGCGCGACGGGCCCCGCCGCCUGCAGCGACGGCCUCGGGAUCACCAUCGCCCUCUUCAGCCGCAUGUCCCGACUCCAUGGCCCGCCUGUGGGGUCGCCCACAGUCCACACGUACAGCAUCCUGCUCGACUGCUGCUGCCGCGCGCGGCAGCCAGACUUAGCUCUCGCCUUCUUUGGCCGCUUCCUCAGGGCGGGCUUCAAGUCAAACAGCCUUAUCGUCAACACCCUCCUCAAGGUCCUCUGCCACGCAAAGCGGACAGAUGAGGCUGCGGACGUGCUGCUUCACAGGAUGCCUCAUCUGGGCUGCGAGCCUAAUGCCAUCUCAUACAACACAGUUAUCAAGGGCUUAUGCUUAUGUGAUGGUAGCAGGAGCCAUCAUGCACUCGAGCUACUCCGGAUGAUGGCAAAACAAGAAGCUGGCUGCUCCCCUGACGUGGUGUCAUAUAACACGGUUAUCCACGGAUUCUUAAAGGAGGGUAAAUUCAGCACGGCAAGCAACCUAUUCCAUGAAAUGGUACAACAGGGUGUUGUUCCUGAUGUGGUGACAUAUAACUCGAUGAUUGAUGUGUUGUGCAAGCGUGGAAGAAGCAAAGAAGCUAGACAGAUUCUGGAUUGCGCGAUUCUGAAGAGCCUCAAACCUGAUAUCGUGACAUACUCUACCAUGUUGCAUGGGUACGCUACAGAAGGAUGCCUUGUUGAUAUGAAUAAUCUCUACAACUUGAUGGUAGGAGAAGGUAUUGUACCUAACCUAUAUGUGCUCAACAUAUUGAUUAAUGCACAUGCUAAGUGUGGAUCGGUGGAUGAGGCCCUUCUUAUCUUUGAAGACAUGCAGAAGCAGGGAGUGAAGCCGAAUGUUGUAACCUAUUCAGCCAUGAUAGAUGCGUUUUGCAGAAAGGGUAGAAUGAAUGAUGCCAUUGAACAAUUCAACCAGAUGAUUAAUAUGGGGGUACCACCGAAUAUACAGACUUACAACUGCCUGAUUCAGGGUUAUUGUACACAUGGUCAUUUAGGAAGAGCUAAAGAACUGGUUUAUGAAAUGAUGGAAAAAGGCAUUGGUUGUCCUGGCGUUGUGUUCUUUACCUCAAUAAUGAACAACCUAUGCAAAGAAGGAAGGGUGACGGAUGCACAAGAUAUCUUUGACUUUAUGAAGCAUAUAGGUGAGAAGCCCGAUGUUAUCACUUUUAGUUCACUGAUUGAUGGAUACUGCUUAGUUGGCAAGAUGCAGAUAGCAUCUAGAGUAUGUGAUGAUAUGGUAUCGGUUGGCAUUGAGCCUGAUGCAAUUACGUACAAUACACUUAUUGAUGGAUACUUUAAAGCUGGAAUGGUGGAUGCUGCGUUGACUCUGUUCAAAGAAAUGUCAGGUAUGGCAGCUAAACCGGAUACUCGUACUCAUGACAUCGUACUGGAUGGGUUGUUUAAGGAUGGUAGAACUGUUGCUGCAAAGGAAAUGUUCCAUGAGAUGAUCAAAAGUGGAGUGAGAUUGUCCAUUGGUACAUACAAUGUAAUUCUCGGUGGGCUUUGCAAAAAUGGUUGUGCAGAUGAAGCAGUCAUGUUGUUCGACAAAUUGCGAGCAAUGAACCUUAAGUUUGGUAUUAUAACUCUCAAUAUUAUAAUUGAUGCAAUGUUUAAAGUUGGAAGAAUAGAGCAAGCUAAGAAUUUGUUUGCUGCAAUACCAGCCAAGGGAUUGGUACCUGAUGUUAUAACCUACACCACGAUGAUGUCAAACCUUAUAGAAAAAGGAUUGGUAGAAGAAGCUGACAGUAUAUUUUCAUCAAUGGAGAUGAGUGGUUGUGCUUCCAACUCUCGUAUGCUAAAUAUUAUUAUCAGAAAGUUAUUGAAAAAAGGUGAAAUAGUCAGGGCCAUCAAUUAUAUGUCCAGAGUUGAUGGGAAAAGCAUGUCGCUUGAAGCUUCAACUAUUUCCCUGUUGAUAUUUCUCUUUUCAAGGAAAGGGAUAUACCAUAAGCACAAAGAUUUGCUCCCAGAAAGGUAUCAGUUUUUGGAAGGAGACAUCCACAGUUGACAUGAUGCAUUCUAUCUGAACUUAAACCCUCAAAAGGCACACUUGAGAUUUUCCUUGCAAUGAGGCCUUUCUGCUGAUACAUGAAAUGCAAUCUAUCUGCGAGUAGAAAGUUAGUACCCGAUUCUCUUUCUUUUCGUUUUCCAGUGUGUUAAAAUCAUGGAAUGUGAUCUGUCGGUAUUUCAGUAAUGAUAUGUAUUUUCUGUGUAUUGUUUUUUGUGUUUGUAUAUGCGGAUAGGUGGCAUUUGUUAGGACGAUGGCUUUUGGUGCCUGGUGGUGAUUGUGGAAGGCAUAGAAGUGUGUUGUUCCACAAGAGUUUGAAUCUUUAUUUUGUUCUGGUGCACUGAUACAGGAUAAUAAUUCUUAUAAGUAGACAUUAUUCAAAGACAAACUUAAGUUAACUUGUAUGGCUGUAUAGUUUUGAAUUAGUGAUUUACUACUUGCGUUUUAACUAUAUUAACAGAGGUCAAGAGUGUGGUGGUAUCACCAAUCAUCCAUGUAAUUUCAGGAGAUAUUCGUGCAUCACUUGGUACAGAAAUUUAAAUUGUUUGUGUUUAUGAUGUGCCAAGGAAAUAGGAAGUAUGACUUGUAACUUACCAUUUUAUUUCUUCUCCAUUAGACUUAAACAUAAUUCCAGUCAUCCUGUAAUUUGUCUUGUUUUGGGUAAGCUUCUGGUAUGGCAACAGUUGUUCCUUCAAACUUCGCUAAUUCUGGAGAAGCUUUCUACUUUCAAACCAGACCUUUGCUUACAGGUUUAUUACUAUGUGUUGCAGUCAUUUGGAAGUCUCUUAAGCUGCUCGCAUAUUUAUUAUAUUUGUGGAUCAUUAGUAUGUUCACUUUCAUUAUUUCCCUGAUUAUUAAACUUUUCCCAUUGUGAUAUAUUGUUUUCCAAUUUUAAAAAUCUUGUUUUUUUGUUUAUCAACAAUGUUCAUACAUUGUUAUUCACAUAUGAAAGGAAAACUAUAUCAGAUAAAAUUUAGGAUUCUUAAUAACUUGGCAAAAUUAUUAUGAAAUUGACUGUUUCAGUCAGAAGCCUCCGUUCAACAUCAGGGUGGAAAUAAGUGAUGAUUUUGGAAACUAGGUGCUACUUCAAAUACUGGCCCAAGUCAGAGGCUUCUCAAGUCAUAUCCAUGUAAGGUUUGUGCUGUUGUUUGUGUUUGUACCUUGUUAACAUACUAGCAUUCUUAAUUUGCAAUGCAGGUCAUGGUAUUUGAAUUCUGCAGAUGCUGUGAACUUGACAAAAUAUAGUGUUUUUUUUACAAAAUAUAGUGUUGUUUGGAGAAAAUAGUGUGUUUGGAGAAAAUAUAGUGUGUUUGGAAAAAAAUUAUUCGCAAAAAAAACUUGAAAAAUAGAGUGUUGUUUGGAGAAAGGUGCUGUCCCUCAGAUAACACAAACUUGGUGUUAUCCAUUUUGCGUGUUCCUAAAUACAGUUAACCGGUUAUUUGGAGUUCAGUUUGGGAAUAAUGGUUAACAAGAGCAGGCAACUGUUAACAACACUGGAACAAGGAAGGCCAACAGUGAACCAGCAUAUCCUAUUUAUACUGACGAAGAGGCGGAUGGAUGG
Molecule: messenger RNA, 4008 nt
Organism: Lolium perenne
Lineage: Eukaryota; Viridiplantae; Streptophyta; Magnoliopsida; Poales; Poaceae
Source: RefSeq, a predicted model, not a curated record